AUGGGUCUCAAGAAGGAGCGAUUGUUCGCAUGUUUGGUUUGGCCCACUGAUUUGACCGCAUCUAGCACCAAAACUGUAGUGAUCACAUUCAAUAGCCUGAGCAUGGAUGUCCAACAAAUCAUUGACAGAUUCACGGCUGCUGCCCGCUGUGAAGACCAGAGUGUGUCGGCGUUUGUCUCGCCUGGUCCGGGUUUCAAUCAGCUUCAUUUGGUCUUUUCAGCCAAACAAAGUGGACGAUACCAGAUUCACUUGAAGUACAAUAACCACUUUAUUAAGGGCUUUCCCGCGUACGUUAUCAUACAACCUGGUCCGAUUGACCCGAUGGCCACAAUCAUUGGGGGGAUGAAAUCGCAAAUGAUCGUGCUGACUGGUCACGAGCCCAAAUCAAUCUUUGUUCGGCCUAAAGAUUCAUUCUGUAAUGCCAUUCCUCCCGAUCGAUUGGCUGACUUGGCCAAUGAUUUUGGAAUCAAGCUCACUGCCAAAUUGGGCGACGAGAGCGUCAAUUUGAAGACAAUCCAUAUCAAGAACGUCAUAUAUCAUGUUGAUAGUUCGGACGCUUUAGAAUCUAUUCUGGCAUUCAGUCCUGGACACGAGGGUUGGUACAAGGCUGCACUGACCUACAAAGACCAGAUCAUUCCUAAGUCUGAGCUCACUUUGUUGGUACUCACCGUCAAAGAAAUGGCGGACGUGAAUCGCUUUAUGGAGAGCCCGCAUAACAUUCCCACAUUCAAAGGUGAAAUUGUGGCCCAACAUGGAAUCAAUCUCUCUCGACCACGGCUGUUUUACUUGACAUUGAAUACCCGUCAACUGGUCCUCAAGGAAUAUUUUUUGGGCCUCAUUCCCCUGCGGUUAUGCGCUUUCCGCCUGAUGCCGUCCACCAAAUUGAGUCUUGUCGCUUACAAAAAGAAAAGUAUACCCGUGAUACGCAUCCAAGAUGGCUUCCAAGGCCAUCCAGAAGUCGUCCUCAAGGAAGGUAACGUCGUAGCCGCCUUGUUUCACCUCCUUCUUUUAAAGAAGAUUGGUGGCUCUGAGUCCUUUCAAGACAAAGCCAAUUUCUUCUAUGAUCAUCUUCUGCGAUAUUACAAGAAGAAAGGCUACACACAUCGGAGACUCCCUCUGAUCAUUCAACGAGACGAUAUCUUGCAGUCAAGUUUAAGGGCGACAAAGUUCUUCACCGAUAGCGAUUGGUGUCGCUUGUUUGAAAUUGAGUUCAUGGGUGAACCGGGCAUGGACCUUGGGGGUUUAAGACGGGAGUGGUUGGAAAUUGUAUGUCAGAAGCUGUUCCAUCCCCAGUUCGGCUUGUUCACCAACUUGGAGGAAAACUCUGAGGCUGUUUACCCGAAUCCCAAUGCCACCAAAGCCCAGAGUCACCUGUUCAAAUUUGCCGGGAAGAUCGUUGGGAAGUGUUUAUAUGAGUGCGCCCAAGGGAAGAGCUAUCGCCAGCAAUUGCCCAUUCGUUUGACCAGAUCGUUCCUGGCUCAGAUCGUGGAGAUGCGCGUCGAAUUUCGCCAUUUCGCGGAUGACGCCCCCGAGCUUUAUGCCAGCAAGAUCUCAUUUAUUCAAAACAAUGUCAUUGAUUCCAUGGAUCUGAACCUCAAAUUCAUCGACGAGGAGAUUGAUCCCCAAACAAAGUCCGUGAGAGUGGUGGAACUCAAACCUGGUGGAAACGAGAUUCCUGUCAAAGAAAAGAACAAAUUGGAGUAUUUAGAUCUUUUAGCUCAACAUCGACUGGCAAGGAGAAUCAAGGAUCAGACUCAGCAGUUCUUGAGUGGGCUCCAUCAACUGAUACCAGAUUCGUUGCUCACCCUCUUUGACGAGUCGGAAUUGGAGCUGUUAUUGUGUGGAUGUCGUCAUUAUGAUUUGAAUGAUCUGAAGUUGAACCAUAUCGUGAUUCGAACGGGGCCUUCAUCUGUCACAAUGCAGUGGUUUUGGGCGGCCUUAAAGAAUUUCACUCCUGAGCAAUUCGAGCGGUUGGUUCAAUUCAUAACAGGGAGCUCUCGAUUGCCCCCGGGUGGAUUUGGGGAACUCAAGCCCUUGAUCCAAAUCUCCUCGAAUGGUUCGCGCGGUGGUUUGCCGACAGCGCAAACUUGCUUUAAUGUUAUCGCCUUGUCAGAGCACGCCUCUUACAAAGAAUUCGAGCAAGCCCUCUUUGUAGCCUUAUACGAAGGCAAUGAAGGCUUUGGAUUAGUCUAG
Molecule: messenger RNA, 2193 nt
Organism: Tigriopus californicus
Lineage: Eukaryota; Metazoa; Arthropoda; Copepoda; Harpacticoida; Harpacticidae
Product: apoptosis-resistant E3 ubiquitin protein ligase 1-like
Exons: 1
Coding region: 1-2193 (730 amino acids)
Biological process (GO): negative regulation of apoptotic process; protein polyubiquitination; positive regulation of protein catabolic process
Molecular function (GO): ubiquitin-protein transferase activity
Source: RefSeq, a predicted model, not a curated record